GUGGCUUUCGAUCCGACGGGCCAUGCGUCGAGUGCAUGGACAGUGAUGUCGCUUGGUCUUACUAUGAUUCAAAACCACGGCAGAGGCCGUCAACGUUGAAGGGUCGAAUAUAGGUUCCAAAAUCACGCAGGCUGUUUUGCCGCCCAACGCAACACGGCUCGGAGAACUCAGGUCUGCCAUUGAGCAGGCAGAAAAGACCUAAGCGAGUGGAUGAAGUUGGUUGAGAAAACUCUUAGAGAUCAGCAAGCCCAUGAUAUAUUGACUGGGAUCGAUCGAUUGCGAAUUGGUAUUGAGGAGAUCAAGGACCAAAUGCACGCACUCCCUCAAGCUGAGGGCGCCUCGUUCGAUUCAUUUACAGACCAAGAUGAUACCCGUUGCUUGGAAGGUACUCGGCAUGAGAUUCUUCAAGAGGUUCACGACUGGGCGACCGAUCCCGACAGCAAAUACAUCUUCUGGCUUAACGGUGCAGCCGGCACAGGAAAAUCCACAAUUGCCCGAACUGCGGCCGCAUCAUUCGCGAAGAAAAGAUGGCUUGGUGCAAGCUUCUUUAUUAAACGAGGCCAGCCAGACCGUGGCGAUGAUAGCAAAUUUAUAUUUGCAUUCCAUCUGACGGUCUUAUUGCGAGGUAUGAUCCGGAUAGUGCAAGACAAUCUGAGUGAGGAUCGUUCGAUUCCUAGCAAGGCCAUGGGCAUUCAAUUCAAUCGCCUUAUUUUUGAAACAUUAUUGAGCGUUCAACUGGGAGGUGAGGUUGAAAGGCUGAUUGUGGUUAUUGACGCCUUGGAUGAAUGCGGCGAUGGGAAACAUAUGCCAGCGAUGUUGAAGUUUCUUGUACAGGCAAAGCAAGCUGGAAAUGUACAGCUGCAGUUUUUUAUAACCAGCCAACCGGACUUUCAUCCAAACGAAGAUUUUUUUCGGAAAUCGCGGAUGAUCGCAAGGUCUUGGUAUUGGACAAGGCUGAUCCAACCGCUCUCAAGCGGGAUUUGGAGUCCUACAUAAGUGUCAGAUUUGUAACCAUCCAGCAAAAGCCCGCUUUCUGUCUAGAUUCUAGCUGGCCUGGAAAUGGGCCGAUUAAGGAGCUCGCUGAAAAUGCUUUUCCAUUAUUCAUUUUUGCUUCAACCACUUGCAACUUCAUCGGUGAAGACGUACUGGCCUAUUCUGAGUCAAUUCGAUGAUGACCAAGAAACGUUGGACACCUUCCACAAAGUCGU
This is a messenger RNA of Aspergillus glaucus CBS 516.65, 1208 nucleotides long. RefSeq lists its product as uncharacterized. Bases 211 to 996 code for a protein of 261 amino acids. The transcript is spliced from 3 exons. Lineage: Eukaryota; Fungi; Ascomycota; Eurotiomycetes; Eurotiales; Aspergillaceae. The record is from RefSeq and is a predicted model, not a curated record.